AAGUUUCUCUCUCUCUUUCUCACAAUAGUACUAUUAUCAUAUAUAGCUAGAGAGAGGCGCACGCACUAAUGUAUAUGUUGUUAUAAUAUUUUUACUAUUUAGGGUCUCUAUCGGUGGCGGGUGGAGGUGGCAGUAGACGGUGGCUUUCCUUGAUCCUUGAUAUCCUCUCCCUUAAACCAAAUAAUCCGCCACCUAUAUUUUUCGCGCCAAAACUUUGCCACCAAUCUAGCUUACUCUGAAAACGAGAGCUUAUAUUCCGAAACUGACUACAAGAAUAAGUUACUUAAUUAGAUAAACCCUUUUGUCUUUUUCUAAUCAAUAAUCCAUUAUUAUUUUUGUUUUUUGUGUCAUUAGGGUUUUUAGUUGAUCCUAUAUUUAAACCUACUUGGUCUCGGUUCUUCCAUUCCUCUGAUCAGCUUUUUCCUUUCUUGGCUUAUCUUUUCUCUCUUCCUCGGGAUCUGAUCACCCGACAAAAAGACAGCCUGAGACUGUAAACAAGACAUAGUUGGGGUGUUUCAAUUUCCGAGGAUAUAAAAGUAGUAGUACCACAUAUGACUAGAGCUGCCUUUUGUUUUGGUCUUGUCUGAUUAACUUGGAGGACAUUUUUCUGGUUUUAGCUUUAUAUAAAUGCAAAGCUAGCUUUUCAAGAGAGAUCGUUUGAUCAGAAAACAUUUGAAUUAAAGACGAGGUGAAUUUUGAGAUAGAGACCCUGAUCGCUCAGUUUGAGUAUAAUUGUUCAAUCAAUUUCAGCUUUCUCGGAAAAAUUUGCUUGUUGGAAAGAAGAUUUUGACUCAGGAAACUCCAGAUCUAUCUUUGGUUAACAAAGAUCGCCAACACUUUCUAGCUAGCUUUAUCUGUCUCAAAGGCUAUAGCUAUCAUGAAUGCAUUUUCACAUGUUCCUCCUGGUUUCCGGUUUCAUCCGACUGAUGAAGAGCUUGUUGAUUACUACCUUCGGAAAAAGAUUACUUCAAGAAGGGUUGACCUUGACGUGAUCAAAGAUGUUGACCUCUAUAAAAUUGAGCCAUGGGAUCUUCAAGAAUUAUGCAAAAUAGGGUCAGAAGAACAAAGCGAGUGGUAUUUUUUUAGCCACAAAGAUAAGAAAUAUCCAACAGGUACUCGAACGAAUAGAGCAACUGUAGCUGGGUUUUGGAAAGCAACCGGAAGAGACAAGGCCAUUUAUUCUAAGCAUGACUUGAUAGGUAUGAGAAAGACCUUAGUCUUUUACGAAGGUCGAGCCCCAAAUGGACAAAAGUCUGACUGGAUUAUGCAUGAAUACCGGCUUGAAACAAAUGAAAAUGGGACUCCACAGGAAGAAGGGUGGGUGGUUUGUAGGGUUUUCAAGAAGAAAAUAGCAACGACAUCCAUGCGUCGAAGUGAGCACGAAUCGCCAUGUUGGUACAAUGACCAGGUCUCCUUCAUGCCGGACUUGGAAUCACCAAAGCACCACUCCAUCUCAAACGUCGUCGUUUCUAAUGGCUUGGCUAAUUACCACAUGCUCCACUAUCCCAAUUGCAAGAAAGAACAAUCUGCACUCGACCAUCAUCAUCAUAAUCAUAAUCAUAAUCAUAAUCACCAUCACUUACCGUACCAACUACUUCCCCACGACCACUUCCUUCCCCUUCUCGAGAACCCAAAAGUGAUUCUUCACCCUGCAACCGCUGCUGCAGCCACAAGCUCCACCGGCUUAGUCCUCAACCAUAAUGCCGCAUCUUUUCAGUCGUCGAUUUCUCUCAGGUCAUCACAGGAAUUAGCAGAUCAUCAUGGCCAACGUCUCCAACAGCCCCAUCAUCAUGAUGAUCACCAAAACUUUCAUGCCAAUAUUGUUUAUGGUAAUAAUAACAACAGCAGCAGUAAUACUACCAAUGAUCAUCAGCAACAGGGCAUGGACGAUCAUGAUGAUCAGUUAACGGAUUGGCGAGUCCUCGACAAGUUUGUAGCUUCACAACUCAGCCAUGAAGAUCAUCCUCAUAAUGAUGAUCGUGUUAUUCCGAAGGGAAAUGUGAUCGUUAGGCAUUGGGAUCAGAAGCAAGAAAUGGUGCCUGAUGAAAAUGCCUCGACAUCGAACUCCGCCAGCUGUCAAAUUGAACUGUGGAAGUAACAUAUAUAUAUAUAUAUACACUACAUAUAUGUGGUAUUAUAUACUAAUUACUUGAUCAUCUAUUUUAUGAAACUAGGGUUUUAUAUUCUAAUUAUAAAAAACAGUCAUGAUGAUUCUACGAAUUUCUGUACAUAAUAAAAAUAGCUAGAACGAUAUAACUUUAACUGCCGAAUACUUCAUUCAGGCUGGCUAUAUAUGCUACUUUAAAUAUAGCUAUACAUUUACUAGUC
Messenger RNA from Humulus lupulus (European hop), 2328 nucleotides. Its product is annotated as NAC domain-containing protein 7-like. Gene Ontology annotation, biological process: regulation of DNA-templated transcription. Bases 878 to 2098 code for a protein of 406 amino acids. The record is from RefSeq and is a predicted model, not a curated record. The transcript has 4 exons. Lineage: Eukaryota; Viridiplantae; Streptophyta; Magnoliopsida; Rosales; Cannabaceae. Gene Ontology annotation, molecular function: DNA binding.